Messenger RNA from Pectinophora gossypiella (pink bollworm), 1564 nucleotides. RefSeq names its product isocitrate dehydrogenase [NADP] cytoplasmic (gene Idh). Gene Ontology annotation, molecular function: magnesium ion binding; NAD binding; isocitrate dehydrogenase (NADP+) activity. Gene Ontology annotation, cellular component: peroxisome; mitochondrion; cytosol. The transcript has 2 exons. Gene Ontology annotation, biological process: isocitrate metabolic process. Bases 165 to 1391 code for a protein of 408 amino acids. The record is from RefSeq and is a predicted model, not a curated record. Lineage: Eukaryota; Metazoa; Arthropoda; Insecta; Lepidoptera; Gelechiidae.
UUAUUCAUUCAAUUCAAUUAUUUGCCUGACAAGUAGGUAAUAUCAAUUCCACACAAUUAUCGCAAUCGUCAGUUGCUUGGGCACAGUCAGUGGAAUAUCACGGGUCUUGCCGCUUAUUUAGAGAAUUAUUUUAACCCAUUACUCCAGUAUACUGAAACCUCACAAUGUCGAAGAUCAAGGCAGGACCCGUCGUCGACGUUCUCGGAGAUGAGAUGACCAGGAUUAUUUGGGACCUCAUUAAAGAUAAGCUAAUCUUGCCUUUUUUGGAUAUUGAAUUACAUACGUACGACUUGGGCAUUGAGUACCGUGAUAAAACCAAUGACCAAGUUACCAUUGACUGUGCCAAUGCCAUUAAAAAAUAUAACGUCGGUAUCAAGUGCGCCACCAUUACUCCUGACGAAAAGAGAGUUGAAGAAUUCAACUUGAAGCAAAUGUGGAAGAGUCCUAACGGCACCUUGCGUAACAUCCUUGGGGGCACUGUAUUCAGGGAGGCAAUCAUCUGCAAAAACAUCCCUCGUUUAGUGACUGGAUGGGAUAAGCCAAUCAUUAUUGGUCGUCAUGCUCACGCCGAUCAAUACAAAGCGACUGACUUCGUUGUGCCUGGAGAGGGCAAAUUGGAGCUAACUUGGACAUCUCCCUCAGGAGAAUCCAUUAAGCACGUCGUGAACGACUUCAAGGGCGCUGGUGUAGCACUUGGCAUGUUCAACACUGACGCAUCCAUAGUUGACUUUGCUCACUCGUCGUUUAAAUAUGCUUUGGACAGGCAGUAUCCGCUCUACUUGAGCACCAAGAACACUAUUCUGAAGAAGUACGAUGGCCGUUUCAAGGACAUUUUCCAAGAAAUUUACGACAAGGAAUACAAGGCGCAGUUUGAGGCCAAGGGCAUCUGGUACGAACACAGGCUCAUUGAUGACAUGGUGGCGUAUGCCAUGAAGUCUGAGGGUGGAUUCGUGUGGGCUUGCAAGAACUACGAUGGUGACGUCCAGUCCGAUUCUGUUGCCCAGGGUUACGGUUCUUUGGGCCUUAUGACGUCCGUUCUUAUUUGUCCUGAUGGCAAGACUGUUGAGGCUGAGGCAGCUCACGGCACGGUAACAAGGCAUUUCCGUUUCUAUCAACAAGGAAAAGAGACAUCUACUAACCCCAUUGCCUCUAUUUUCGCAUGGACUCGCGGUCUGCUUCACCGUGCUAAGUUAGAUAACAAUGACGAACUCAAAAAUUUCGCCGAGACCCUUGAGAACGUCUGUAUCGAGACCAUUGAGAGUGGUGUGAUGACUAAAGAUCUUGCUAUUUGCAUCAAGGGCAUGAACAAUGUCAAGAGAUCAGACUACUACGAAACAUUUGAGUUCAUGGACAAACUGGCUGAAAACCUGAAGAAAAAGUUGGGCAAAUGACUGAUUAUUGAAAUGCCGAAGAGUAAUCUGUAACAUUAUUUUUUUUAAAUUUACGUAAUAAUAUUUUCGUUGGUCACAUGUAAUGGUAUUAAGGGUAUUUCAACGUAAUUUAAGCAUUUAUUUAUUCUGUAUAUUAUUUUAUUGAUUUAUUAAAUGAUUUCCUUUACACUGUA